UGUCACAAUCGCACCCUUUAUUUUGCAGUUUAUGGUGAAAGCACCCACCAAAUUGUAAAUGUGAACUGAGUCUUUUUCCUCUUGUGCGCCGAAAACAUCAGUUACUUUAUUAACUCGUUAUCCGGAUAAUCAUGGAUGACACUCUGGAAAUCUGCGUCGAGAGUAACGAAUUCGACGCGGAGGAGGAAGAGUUGAUUCAACUAAUUCCAUCGAGUUCGGUCGCGGAGUCUUCGCAUGUGUCGUCGGGCAGUCGUACCCCUUCCGCCGUGCGCUCUGUGAAUUCCGACAGCCGGAACUGUUCGGACGACGAAUCUGACGGCGAUCACCGACCGAGUCGAAAGCGCAGAAAAGCCAUUAUUGCCAAGGAAAAAACGGAAUCCUCCUCCGUUCGUGACAACGAUGGACGUAAUUCACUGAAUUCAGCUGUGGAAAUAUCAGCAGCAGCGCAUCCCAGUGGAGAGCAACCUGCAUCUAAUCACCAAUCCAAACGUUCGCAUAAUUUCAAGCGGCCAUCCGACAGGAAGCCGAUUCCAACCGGAAACGGCCCAAUGACCAUUCAUAUUAAUAAGCAUUUCCGAGGAACCGUUCAGUCAGCGCCUGGGACUUGUCUUGCUUGGGAUCCACUUGCUACCGGUGGUAAUUUCCGUGGUGCCAGUAUGUUAAAUGGCAGUGUUUUACCGGGAGUCAAGCCUUUUGGAAGCCUGGCGGAAGGUUCUUGUUCGCCGGUGUUAGCUGGGCUUCCUUUUGUUCGUCCCGUAAUACCGUUACCUGGUGUUGUCGCUCCCGUGCUACCUCUGCCGCCGUUGCAUUUCCGCCCUGAGCUGGUGGGAAUGCGACCCAAAAUGCCACUUGUAUCUUUUGGACGAAUGCUGCCAGUUCCUGGCAGUAUGGGGCCACCAAUUCCUCCUUUGCCUUUGAACAUGAGGAAUAUGGCACGAUUAAGGAACAACGCGGAAAUCAACCAGCAAUAUUUGGCACGGAAUUUUGAUCCGCAUACGUUCCAGAUGAAAAGAAACAGAAAGAAUUGAUCCGUGUAAUUUAAAAGUUUUUGUAGUCGUUCUUCGCUGUUAAUUUUUCUUAUUUUUGUUUCGUCGCAAACGGUCGCAAACGGUUUUUGCUUACUGUCUUUGUAAGCUAAAUGAUGAAAGAUUUUGGAUUUUAUUAAUGUUACACUUAUACUCUCAUAAUCUCUCAUGUUAAUUUUUGAAAAUGUUAUGUUAUUGCUUUUAAUGACGUUCGCGUGUGUUCCGAAUUAAAAAUAAUUUCCUGUUUGAUUAUUUUAAUAAAUAGUGUGAAGGCAUUUG
Paramacrobiotus metropolitanus is the source of this 1304-nucleotide messenger RNA. RefSeq lists its product as uncharacterized. Lineage: Eukaryota; Metazoa; Tardigrada; Eutardigrada; Parachela; Macrobiotidae. The record is from RefSeq and is a predicted model, not a curated record. The transcript is spliced from 6 exons. Bases 132 to 1028 code for a protein of 298 amino acids.